GAUGCGGUGAAUAAUCGCCCUCCAUUUAUAAUUCUUAUGGCACAGUGGCGUUCGGGAUCAACUCUGCUGGGAGAGCUUCUGAAUCAAAAAUCAAGAGCUGUUUUACAUGUUUGAAUCCCUCUGGCCAGCUGCUACAUUACGGGAAUUAAGAAACAUUUCACGUGGCACGAUUGCAAGCAAGGAAAUAUCCAGAGAUAUACUUCGUGGUUUCGCAAAGUGUGACUUUGCAACGGACUAUGUGAAGAUUUAUCGGCGAUGGGGUGGUUCUUGCUCGAAUGAAAAUCUUUGUCACGGGAAUAGUACUUCGUGCAGGAUGCAUUCAGUAGAAGAACUGGAUAACUUUUGUAAAUCAUUCCAAGGUAGACUGGCAACGAAGAUUAUUCAUGCAGAUCUAGAGCUGUUGAAGCCUCUGGUUACUGAUGAUGGAAUCAAUCUUAAAAUCAUUCAUCUGGUACGUGAUCCCCGUGGAACUGCUGCAUCUAGGAUUAAUUACCUGAAGGCUUAUUACAGGGAAAUUAUGAAUAUAUUACAACGUAUCCCUCCUGCAUCAGACCGUCUUAAACCACUUGGUCUCCUUCAUGACGUCCCAAAGGAGAUGCUUCAAUUUCAGGAAAUCAGGGAAAACAAUCCCACAGUGCAAGGAUUGUGCAAUUGGAUAAGAGAAAACACCAAACUCUCACCGGACUUGUUGCCGGAAUGGUUGCGAGGGCGGUACCAUCUUGUCAAGUAUGAGGACUUCGCUCUGGCCCCUGUACAUGAAUCCCAAAGGAUCUACGAUUUUAUAGGGAUGCCAUUCACAACACAUCUCAAACACUUUAUCAACAACAUAACUCACCCCAAAUCCAGUAACCCGUAUAUAUUUUCAACUUCGAAGAAUGCCCAAGCAACAGCCAAUAAAUGGAAAAAGUACCUGACACUCCAGGAAAGAAGUCAAAUUACAAAAGAAUGUUUGGAUGUCCUUCGGUUCCUUGGGUACGAACCAAAUAACACCAGUGCAACUCCUCAGAGUUCUUAGUCAUAUGCAAAGGGGAAUAAUGGUCAACCGUCUCAUCAACAAAUUUCAAUUAAGUUGAAAUAAUUGAUUUAUGGACUUUAGUGAAAUGUCCCAUUUCAUAUAUCAGACCGGAAUAUU
Messenger RNA from Lytechinus variegatus (green sea urchin), 1132 nucleotides. RefSeq names its product carbohydrate sulfotransferase 2-like. Lineage: Eukaryota; Metazoa; Echinodermata; Echinoidea; Temnopleuroida; Toxopneustidae. Gene Ontology annotation, biological process: N-acetylglucosamine metabolic process; sulfur compound metabolic process. The record is from RefSeq and is a predicted model, not a curated record. Gene Ontology annotation, molecular function: N-acetylglucosamine 6-O-sulfotransferase activity. Bases 107 to 1015 code for a protein of 302 amino acids. The transcript has a single exon.